CACCUCUAGCUUGGUGUUUGGAUUGUUUUACAAUUUUUUCGCCGUGGUUUUCGCUUGUGUUUGGAUUGUUUGUGCUAAAGCAAUUAGUUAAUCGCUUCUCAACUACCUCAAAAAUGUGUAAAAGAGAAUCGGCAAAUGUUUGCCAGUGCAAUGGAAAUGUAGAGAGUGCAAAAUGUGUGUUUAAUUGUCCUGUGGAUAUGACAGCGUGUGUAUGUGCCUGGGUGCUAGCGUGUGUGUAUUGCGUGUGCGUGCAGCGAGCACAAAGUGUCAGUUGUUGUUGUUUUAUGUGGCAUCAAGUAACAGCAAAAAGUUACAAAAAUGAGCUGAAAAUGAAAGUUAAAGAUGAAAUGUUCUGAUCCACACAUUUUACCCCGUGUCCCGCAUACUUUGGUGAUGCUUAAAAUAUGGCGGGACACCAGAUGCACCAGCCACGAUGGGCCAGUAUGUGGCGGAGCUGCAGAAGGGCACCUGGAUUGAGAAGAUACCAUACUUCUUUAUGCGCAACCAGAAGCAGGGCUACAAUCUCGUCUUCAACGGGUACAUGUACAAGAAGGAGGCCAGCUUCAAGUACAGCGUCAAUUGGAUAUGCUCCGACGGCAAUGGGAAGCGGCUGAACGAGAAUAAGUGCGCGGCCCGGGCCAUAACCAAGACGGAGGGUGGCAUUAAGCUGGGCAGGAAUGACCAUAACCAUCCGCCCCGCUUCACUGGCAACAAUGUGCCCGCCAAGCUCAUUUUUCAGGGCAACUUUUCGACGCAAUAUUAAAGAGAGAUUCAACAAAAACAGAACAAAUCGAUAUUUGUAGAUUUUUAGCUGUGUUGUAGUUGUCCUAGCCUAAGCUCCCAUCUCAUAAUCCCAACUCAUCCUUCACCCUCUCCAUCUGAAUCUCCAAUCAUUUCCCAGUAGCAGGAGCAUCAACUGCAUCGUCCGCUUCGUCCGCAUCGUCCGCUCAGGACGCAGUUAAGUUCAAGCGAACGUCCUCGGGCGAAUUUCUGAUGAUAAGCGGACGCUCGUACAAGAAAACCCGCGCCAUGCAGUACCGCACCUACUACCAUUGCCUGACGCCCAACUGCAAGGCGCACUAUGUCCUGGUGGAGCUCAGCCGCAAGCCGCGCCUUACCAAGCACAACUUACAUGCCGCGCACUGCAGUGGCUAGUGUUACAAGGAUCUGAAUGUAUAAUAUAGCCCUAGCCCUAUUUCCACCAUACACCAUAGACCUAGACCUAGCCCUAGAUUUAACUGCAACCCAUUGUUAGACAGUAAACUUAUUGCCCAAAUGUAAACCAAACAAUUGACAAAUCAAGCCCACAAGUGUUUUAUUUCCCAUUGGAGAGGAGAGGGGCGGCUGCGAUCCGAAUCCGACCCCACAAAAGCCAGCAGUCAGACAACUAACUCGCGCACCUCC
Molecule: messenger RNA, 1404 nt
Organism: Drosophila obscura
Lineage: Eukaryota; Metazoa; Arthropoda; Insecta; Diptera; Drosophilidae
Exons: 2
Coding region: 434-763 (109 amino acids)
Source: RefSeq, a predicted model, not a curated record